Messenger RNA from Lontra canadensis (Northern American river otter), 1565 nucleotides. It is a transcript of the gene RRS1, whose product is annotated as ribosome biogenesis regulator 1 homolog. Gene Ontology annotation, biological process: ribosomal large subunit export from nucleus; ribosomal large subunit biogenesis; endonucleolytic cleavage in ITS1 to separate SSU-rRNA from 5.8S rRNA and LSU-rRNA from tricistronic rRNA transcript (SSU-rRNA, 5.8S rRNA, LSU-rRNA). The record is from RefSeq and is a predicted model, not a curated record. Gene Ontology annotation, cellular component: nucleus; preribosome, large subunit precursor; nucleolus. The transcript has a single exon. The coding region runs from base 89 to 1186 and encodes 365 amino acids. Gene Ontology annotation, molecular function: protein binding. NCBI's taxonomy places the organism in Eukaryota, Metazoa, Chordata, Mammalia, Carnivora, Mustelidae.
ACGUGGUGGCGUUUCCCGGGCUUGAGCCGGCGUUGGCAGAGUAGUGGUUUGAACUGUCUCCCCGGAGCGAACGGGCCCAGGGGGAGCCAUGGAGGGCCAGAGCGUGGAGGAACUGCUGGCAAAGGCGGAGCAGGACGAGGCAGAGAAGCUGCAGCGCAUCACCGUGCACAAGGAGCUAGAGCUGGAGUUCGACCUGGGUAACCUGCUGGCAUCAGACCGGAACCCCCCGACGGGACUGCGGCGCGCGGGAGCCACGCCGGAGGCUGAGCUGCAGGCCUUGGCGCGGGACAACACGCAACUGCUCAUCAACCAGCUAUGGCAGCUGCCCACAGAGCGCGUGGAGGAGGCGCUGGUGGCGCGGCUGCCGGAGCCUACCACUCGCCUGCCGCGCGAGAAACCGGUGCCCCGGCCGCGGCCGCUUACACGCUGGCAGCAGUUCGCGCGCCUCAAGGGCAUCCGUCCCAAGAAGAAGACCAAUCUGGUGUGGGACGAGGUGAGUGGCCAGUGGCGACGCCGCUGGGGCUAUCAGCGCGCCCGUGAUGACACCAAGGAAUGGUUGAUCGAGGUGCCCGGUGGUGCCGACCCCCUAGAGGACCAGUUCGCCAAGCGGAUCCAGGCUAAGAAGGAACGGGUGGCCAAGAAUGAGCUGAACCGCCUGCGUAACCUGGCUCGCGCGCACAAAAUGCAGGUGCCUAGCGCGGCUGGCAUGCACCCUACGGGACACCAGAGUAAGGAGGAAUUAGGCCGCGCCAUGCAGGUGGCCAAGGUGUCCACCGCCUCUGUGGGGCGUUUCCAGGAGCGCUUGCCCAAAGAGAAGACCCCCCGGGGCUCGGGCAAGAAGAGCAAGUUUCAGCCCCUUUUCGGGGACUUUGCAGCUGAGAAGAAGAGCCAGUUGGAGCUGCUUAGGGUGAUGAACAGCAAAAAGCCUCAGCUGGACGUGACAAGGGCCACCAAUAAACAGAUGAGGGAGGAGGACCAAGAGGAGGCUGCCAAGAGAAGGAAAAUGAGCCAGAAGAGCAAGAGAAAGGGGGGCCGGCAGGGUCCUGGGGGCAAAAGGAAAGGUGCCCCGCCCAGCCAGGGAGGGAAGAGGAACCGGGCCUUGGCAGGCAGGAUGAAUUCUGGGCCGCCUCCUUUGGGCGGCAAGAGGAAAGGAGGACAGCACCAAGGAGGAAAGAGAAGGAAGUAAUUUUCACCCUCGGACCCGUCUGUAAACCCUAGAGCUAUACUAAAUGUUAAGGUCUAGUUACGGGGGAGUUGGUGGGGCAGGAGGGUUGUUGAAGAAGGUGGCCGCUGCCUUCACUGAGGUUUAAGGAAUAGACUGCCCUCCCUGCCAGAUAGUAUUAUAAAUGUUGGACUCUACAGAUUGCUUUCCCACAACCAGAAAUUUGGCUGGAGAUUAAAAGAUGUAUUUGAGGACACAAGAAUCCAGGAAAAAUUGGUGGAAACUGGGAACAAGUUGUAUAUUUAAACAGACAUCUUUUUUUCUUUUUAACUUUGGACAUAUUGUGGGGGAGAGUUGGUCAUCUUUCAGACUUAAAAUUGAUUUCUGCAUUAUUUUUAUAACA